AUGGCUUCUGCUUUCUUGUCUCUGUGUUGUUUAAUGAUAUUUCACCUAGCUCAAGCAGAAGGUAACACCAAAUCCAAUUGCACUGAUGAGUUCGAGUGUGGAGGCCUUGGAGCUAUGAAGUUUCCUUUCACAAAUUCCAGCAACCCUGAGUGUGGAUUAUGCAGGUUUGAUUGUAAUACUAAACCAUAUCCUAAGAUUGUACUUGGUGGACAAAAUUAUGAUGCUUUAGUAAAGAAGGGUGAUUUUUUCCUUGUUUCAGAUCCUAAACUUCAAGAGUACUUAGAUAACAAAAGUUGCAAGUCUUUUAACAGAAACUUCUCAUUUCCAAAUUCCCCUUUGAUUUCUUUCCAAAUUGCUCCUAACUUAACCUUGUACAGAUGCAAACAUAGUCAUGACAAGACAAAUGAUUCCUUUUUCAAAGAUUUUGAUAGAUAUACUGAGUGUGAAGGUUUUAAUGUUUACUAUCACCAUCCCAAUAAAACAAUAUUGGGAAAUACUAGUGCUAAGAUAAGUGGCAAACUUCCAGAGAACUGUUCACUUGUACAACUGCCAAUUCCAUUGCCUACACCAUCAAAACCAUAUACAGGUGACUUGUUUGAACUGUUGACUUCUGAUUCUCUUCUAAACUGGGAGUUGUCCAAAGAUUGUCAUCUGUGUCUUGACAAAGGAGGGAAAUGCCAGACGAUCGAUGAACACGAGUUUCAUUGUUCCAUGAAAGGAGGGAAAUGCUCGGUUGGUGGUGAACAUGAAUAUAGUUGUUUCAAAGGUAUGAGCAACUGA
Solanum tuberosum (potato) is the source of this 780-nucleotide messenger RNA. RefSeq lists its product as uncharacterized. Gene Ontology annotation, biological process: phosphorylation. The record is from RefSeq and is a predicted model, not a curated record. Gene Ontology annotation, molecular function: kinase activity. The transcript has 2 exons. Lineage: Eukaryota; Viridiplantae; Streptophyta; Magnoliopsida; Solanales; Solanaceae. The coding region runs from base 1 to 780 and encodes 259 amino acids.